AAGUGUGUUUUGCUUGUGCCUUCCUGUCUUCUUCAGUGAGAAGCUUUAUGUAGGUCAGGCUUGGCUUAAGCAGAUUUCCUGAACCUGCGUCAGCUUAAGCUGGAGGAAUUUUAAUAAACCCUCCCCUGUAGGCGUGGGCCUAAAUGAGGCUAGCCUAGUUAAGCCUGAUCUUUUUCUGUUUGUGAAAAGAGCUGAGCAGAGCUGAAGGCUGCAUGGUGGUUUCAGAAACUGCCUACUUAAUUUGAAAAGAACAAUGGUAGGAAAGGCUAGAUCUUCCAAUUUUACCUUAUCUGAAAAGCUUGAUUUGCUAAAGCUUGUGAAGCCAUAUGUGAAAAUCCUCGAAGAACACACUAAUAAACAUUCAGUGAUAGUGGAAAAGAAUAGAUGUUGGGAUAUCAUAGCAGUUAACUAUAAUGCAAUUGGAGUAGACCGCCCUCCUCGAACAGCGCAGGGCCUACGUACCCUUUACAAAAGGCUCAAAGAAUAUGCCAAACAGGAGCUAUUGCAGCAAAAAGAGACCCAAUCAGAUUUUAAAAGCAAUAUUUCUGAGCCAACCAAGAAAGUUAUGGAGAUGAUUCCCCAGAUUUCCAGUUUUUGCCUGAUAAGAGACAGGAACCACAUACAAAGUGCAAACUUGGAUGAGGAGGCACAGGCUGGUACCAGUUCACUACAGGUAAUGUUGGAUCAACAUCCUGUUGCUAUUACAGUAGAGGUGAAGCAAGAAGAAGACAUUAAACCACCUCCUCCACUGCUCUUAAAUUCGCAACAGAGUGAUACUUUAGAGCAAAGAGAAGAACAUGAAUUAGUACAUGUUAUGGAAAGAUCAUUGUCACCUUCACUUUCCUCUAUUGAUAUGAGAAUGACAUCGUCUCCAUCUUCUAUUCCAAGGAGAGAUGAUUUUUUUCGGCAUGAGAGUGGAGAACACUUUAGGUCACUGUUAGGGUAUGAUCCUCAGAUCCUGCAAAUGUUGAAAGAGGAGCAUCAAAUAAUUUUAGAAAAUCAAAAAAAUUUUGGAUUAUAUGUUCAGGAGAAGAGGGAUGGAUUGAAAAGAAGGCAGCAGCUAGAGGAAGAGCUACUCAGAGCAAAAAUUGAAGUGGAGAAGCUGAAAGCAAUUCGCUUACGGCAUGAUCUGCCUGAAUAUAGUAGUCUCUAAGAUUCAUUUUUUCAGUCUUGCAGUUUGAUAAUUUUGAUUUUGGCCAAACUACUUUAGGACUAUCCUGAUGCAGAAUAUAUGUUCUUGAAAAAUGUUGUUAAUCUCUGUUUUGGAAAAACUUUUCUGACAUGAUUUUCUAAUUAUUUCAUUAUCUUUAGAGAUACUAAAAUUUACUGAUAGGUUAGCA
Carlito syrichta (Philippine tarsier) is the source of this 1340-nucleotide messenger RNA. RefSeq names its product fibrinogen silencer binding protein (gene FSBP). Lineage: Eukaryota; Metazoa; Chordata; Mammalia; Primates; Tarsiidae. The record is from RefSeq and is a predicted model, not a curated record. The transcript has 2 exons. Bases 254 to 1153 code for a protein of 299 amino acids.